Molecule: messenger RNA, 2043 nt
Organism: Exophiala mesophila
Lineage: Eukaryota; Fungi; Ascomycota; Eurotiomycetes; Chaetothyriales; Herpotrichiellaceae
Exons: 1
Coding region: 1-2043 (680 amino acids)
Molecular function (GO): ubiquitin binding
Source: RefSeq, a predicted model, not a curated record
AUGUCAGAGAUCUCCGGGAUCUCCGGGUCGAUACCACCUCUCGUUGUCUAUCCAUCAAGAGAUGUGAAGUCGUCUCUCCCCGCUACAGAAUGGGAAGCAUGCUUGGAUUCAUGGCUUUUGAGUCUCGAAUAUCGACUACGACUCCCGGCGACACAAUUUCGAAACUUCGGUUUUUCACAUGAAUCCAGCGGAGUGGACUUCCUUCUUUCUUUGUUCGACGCAUAUCCUGAGCAUGACAAAUCUUCGUCACUCCAGCAGAAAGAAAGACUGCUGCUCAAACGGGCAUAUUUAUUGUCCAGACGACUUCUCCUGGAGACUUCAUAUCCCUUGGAUUGUGCAAAUGACAAGCUAACGACAUUUAUCACACUGGCGAGUCGCACCUUUAACUCAGUAGCAGAUUGGAAAGUCACGUUGCGAAAAUUGUGGGCGACCAAUAAGACUCAGCUAACAGCUGCCGUUGAAGAAUGGAGAAGAAAUAUCUCCGCCAGCAUGGCUGCAUCUUCGGAAUCUCCUGCCGUGGUGGAGAAUUUGCGACGUUUCAAUGCAUUCGUGAAGGUAUCUGCCGAUGCGGGUCUAGUCCUGAUGACGGGAUCCGACUACUUGGAGUUACUCAUUGAGAUUUAUAGUAGCAAGUCCAAUGCACCGUCAGCUUCAGUGUUGCGGAAGGCAUUGACGGAGCACAUUUUCUACUCACUAAGAAGCCUGAUGUCGGAUGGCUCCCAACAUCCGUCACUCCUGUUGGAUCAUCUCUAUUUCUUGAGAUCUGAGUCUGAGCGGCUCAGCAAGGCAAAUCCGUCCCUUCCCACCUUGGGAUCCAGCCUUGUCUGCUCGACAUCAUUCCUCAGGCACUUGGCGGCAGAUGAUGCGAUCAAUUCUAACAAACGAGGUCAAGGGCUGAUCGACUCUCUCGGAGUUUAUCGUCAAUACAACCUUCAACUGCAUCCUCCCGUCACUCCAAGAAAGCGACCUUCCGCAAAAGGUAAAGCUAAAGCUAAAGCCUUGCCAGAAGAGCAUAUGCAUAUGCACAAGGCGUCACAGAUAUCUCAGAUUCACGACCUAUUCCCAGACCUCCCCAACGGGUAUAUUAUGGCAUUGCUGGAUCAUUUCGGCGACGACACCGAAGCUGUUAUUGCGGCUCUCCUCGAACCUGACUCACUACCACCGCACCUACAAGAUGCGGCCGAAUAUCAAGGGCCUUCUAUGGAUAUAGAUGGGCCUUCGCAUAAUCUUGCACCACAUUCAACGCCCCCACUCCUCCCUCAUCGAAGAAACGUGUUUGAUGGUGAUGAUUUCGACCAGUUGAGGAUUUCCCCCAACCGAUUACAUAAAGGAAGGAAAGAGAUCAAAAUGGAUCAAUCAGGAUCCAAGGAGCAUUCAAGGAGCAAGGCAGCCAUUAUGGCAGCACUUGCUGCGUUUGAUUCGGAUGAUGACGAACGUGAUGACACGUACGACGUUGCUGACGUUGGCGGAACGGUUGACUCGACGCUGGACACAGAUGAUAGACCUCGCACCAACGCACAGUCUGACGCAAACCCACAUGAAGAAAGCUUGUUCCGAGCAUGGAAAGCCAACGAAGAGAUGUUUGCGCGCGAUAGCAAAACUCGUGUUACAAAGGUGCGACAAGACUUGAAACGAGAGACAGGCAUGAGCGAUGAACAGAUAGAAGGGUGGGCGAUCAUGUUGAAGAAAGAUUCCAAACUGCAAAGCAGACUGGACGAGAAAUACUCUGCAGGCCAGUCAUUCCAGGGCAGUCAACCUUUACUUCCAGCAACACGAUGGCAAGGUGACACGCCUGAAGAUAGCGAAGAGAGUGAACAAGCUGUUGGCGGUCGUCGUGUAGGACAGGCACAGAUUCGGGGAAACCGCUCAUGGGGCCGUGGUAGGGGAGGAAGUACUGCAGGCACAUCUGGGGACCAAGCCAGCACUCAAGCAGCACGAAAAAGAAAGGAGCAGGGUAAGGGGAGAGGUGGUGCUAAUCACCAACGGAGAGAGGGGCGAGCACGGAAAGUUGGAAGAGGGAUGGCGGGAGCACCAGGACCAUGA